Messenger RNA from Lutra lutra (Eurasian river otter), 1593 nucleotides. It is a transcript of the gene MAL, whose product is annotated as mal, T cell differentiation protein. Gene Ontology annotation, biological process: myelination. NCBI's taxonomy places the organism in Eukaryota, Metazoa, Chordata, Mammalia, Carnivora, Mustelidae. The transcript has 4 exons. Gene Ontology annotation, cellular component: membrane. The record is from RefSeq and is a predicted model, not a curated record. Bases 117 to 578 code for a protein of 153 amino acids. Gene Ontology annotation, molecular function: structural constituent of myelin sheath.
CUCUUAACCCGCGCGCGGGGGCGCCCGGGCCACUGGGCUCCGCAGAGCAAGCCAGCGGUCAACGCAGAGCCGGAGCCGCGCGCGUCCAGUCCCGAGGCCGACACCAGCACGCCGGCAUGGCCCCCGCAGCGGCGUCGGGGGGCAGCACCCUGCCCAGCGGCUUCGCGGUCUUCACCAGUUUCCCGGACCUGCUCUUCAUCUUCGAGUUUGUCUUCGGGGGCCUGGUAUGGAUCCUGGUCGCCUCAUCCCUGGUGCCCAUCCCCCUGAUCCAGGGCUGGGUGAUGUUUGUGUCCGUGUUCUGCUUCCUGGCCACCACAACCCUCCUUGUCCUGUACAUAAUUGGUGCCCACGGCGGGGAGACUUCCUGGGUCACCCUGGAUGCAGCCUACCACUGUGUCGCUGCCCUGUUUUACCUCAGCGCCUCCGUCCUGGAAGCUCUGGCCACCAUCGGGAUGCAGGAGGGCUACACCUACAAACAGUACCACGAGAACAUCUCCGCUGUGGUGUUUUCAUACGUGGUCACUCUCCUGUAUGUGGUCCAUGCUGUGUUUUCUCUCAUCAGAUGGAAGUCUUCUUAAAGCCACAGAACUUGUUCUGAAAACUCAGACGGUGUUCACUGACCAGCCCGCCUUCCGGUGUAACAUUUUAGAAUGCAGAAAUACUCCCGAGGGCGGGAAAAAGAAACCAAACAAAAAGCAACGCUCUGUCUCUUGUGGGUGUUACGUUGACUCUCCCCUAUACCUUCAUGUCAGGGUUGGGGGGCUUGGGCAUUUAACCUCCAGUGACUGAGCUAUCUUUCUAGAGCUGUUUUCUGUUUGUGAAAGGGGGCCAGGGGGGUGGGAAAUGGGGACCGUGACCACAAAACCAAGAUGCCCUGCUAAGCCCUGGACCGGAUCUUGAGAACUGUCUGCUGGAAUUUUCCACGAGCUCUUUUGAGGACCCAUCCUGGGGCCCGUUUCCAAGUCCUCACAGAUAGCCUGCCUGUCCUGGGGGGGGUAGAGCUCACCCAGCAAGUGUCUGCAGAUGUCCACGGUGGAAGAUGAUAAAACUUUGGAAAACGUCAUGCAGUGCCUUUAUGCUCAGUACCUUUGUGGGGUCUUUGGGGGGUUUGUUUUUAAUUUCCCAGUUAUCAGGGACUCCGUCAUUACCGUUGUCUUUCCGAGGAAUCCUUGGGCUUACAUGGAAUCUCGAGAGGCAACAUCAAAUGGCAGUUCAGAGGACAGCUGCGUACAUCCUGCCAGAGAGCCCGUCACUGGGUAUCCGCACCCCACCCCCCCAGCAACCAUGCUUGGUUGAUGGCUCUGUCCUCUCUGGAAACACAUCAAGUACCAGCCCCAGGGGACCCCUUCUUUCAGGUGGAACACAGACCCCCUACAAGACAAAGGGGUCUGUGCUCCAUUAGAAAGUCCUUAAGCCAGGGGACACCUGGGUGGCUCAGUCAGUUGAGCAUCCCACUCUUGAUCACUGCUCAGGUCUUGAUCUCAGGGUCAUGAGUUCAAGCCCCACACUGGGCUCAAUGCUGGGUGUGGUGUCUACUUAAACCAACCACAAGUCCUUAAGCCAAAAGAAAACAGGGUGCAAAAAGUUCCUUCU